Molecule: messenger RNA, 6583 nt
Organism: Rhineura floridana
Lineage: Eukaryota; Metazoa; Chordata; Lepidosauria; Squamata; Rhineuridae
Gene: CAPRIN1
Product: cell cycle associated protein 1
Exons: 19
Coding region: 238-2373 (711 amino acids)
Cellular component (GO): cytoplasm
Molecular function (GO): RNA binding
Source: RefSeq, a predicted model, not a curated record
CCUCCUCGCGCGUCCCCGCGCUCUGCCUUUUCUCGCUGGAUCGCUCCUUGCUCGCUCUCUCCGCCCCUCCUUAUCUCGGUGUAAAGGUAGCAGGAGGAACGGUGCAAGUGACGGGGCUGGAGCGGGCAGAGGCGGCCGUACCAACACAGCAAGCGCACAUUGAGCCAUUACCUUAUCCCCCCGGGAUACUCAAUUCCAUUCACUCACACACGUGCGCACGCACCACACACGUAAGCGAUGCCCUCGGCCACCAGCAGUGCGAUGGCGAGUAACAGCAGCAAAGCGGGAAACGAGGCGGCGGCACCAGCACCACCAGCAGUGACAGUAACUGCGGGAGCUCCAUCUCAAACGGUGACGGCGGUUCCAGGCGGUAGCACGAGUUCGGUGCAGACCGAAGCAAUGAAGCAGAUUCUGGGCGUCAUCGACAAGAAGUUGCGCAACCUGGAGAAGAAAAAGGGCAAACUUGAUGAUUAUCAGGACCGAAUGAACAAAGGAGAACGCCUUAACCAAGACCAAUUGGAUGCUGUGUCCAAGUACCAGGAAGUCAGUAAUAACCUGGAAUUCGCUAAGGAACUGCAGAGGAGUUUCAUGGCUCUGAGCCAGGAUAUUCAAAAAACAAUAAAGAAGACAGCUCGACGGGAACAACUAAUGAGAGAAGAAGCUGAACAAAAACGUUUAAAAACAGUACUUGAAUUGCAGUUUAUUUUGGACAAAUUGGGUGAUGAUGAAGUGCGCAAUGACCUUAAACAAGGAACAAAUGGAGUGCCGGUAUUAACAGAGACAGAAAUGUCAACACUAGAUGAAUUUUACAAGCUAGUUGAACCUGAACGGGACAUGAAUGUGAGGUUGAGUGAACAGUAUGAACAGGCAUCCAUUCAUCUGUGGGACUUACUGGAAGGGAAAGAAAAACCUGUAUGUGGAACAACCUAUAAGGCCCUAAGAGAAGUUAUUGAACGCAUUCUUCAAACAAGUUACUUUGACAGUACUCACAACCAUCAGAACGGAUUAUGUGAAGAAGAGGACACAGUGCCUGCACCUGCAAUCGAAGAUGCUGUUGCAGAAGCUGAGCCAGAGCCAACGGAAGAAUACACUGAACCCAGCGAAGUUGAAUCAACAGAGUAUGUAAACAGACAGUUCAUGGCAGAAACUCAGUUCAGCAGUAGUGAGAAGGAGCAGGUAGAUGAGUGGACAGUUGAAACUGUUGAGGUGGUAAAUUCACUGCAGCAACAGCCACAGGCUACAUCUCCUCCAGUUCCUGAUGUCCAUACACUUACUGCUGUGGCUCAAGCAGAUCCUCUCGUUAGGAGACAGCGAGUACAGGACCUAAUGGCACAAAUGCAAGGCCCCUACAACUUCAUGCAGGACUCCAUGUUGGAAUUUGAGAACCAGGCACUCGACCCUGCUAUUGUUUCGGCCCAACCAAUGAAUCCAGCACAAAACUUGGAUAUGCCACAGAUGGUUUGCCCUCCAGUUCAUACUGAAUCCAGGCUUGCCCAGCCCACCCAGGUUCCUGUACAACCCGAAGCCACCCAGGUCCCCUUGGUUUCUUCCACAAGUGAGGGAUAUGCAGCAUCCCAGCCCAUGUAUCAGCCUUCGCAUUCAACAGAGCAACGGCCUCAGAAAGAAUCAAUUGACCAGAUUCAGGCUUCAAUAACCUUAAGUGCAGAUCAGACACCAACAUCAUCACCACUUCCAACUGCAUCCCAGCCUCAGGUAUUUCAGGCUGCCUCUAGCAAACCUUUGCAUAGCAGCGGAAUCAAUGUUAACGCAGCUCCAUUCCAGUCCAUGCAAACAGUAUUUAACAUGAAUGCACCUGUUCCUCCUGUCAGUGAGCCAGAAACCCUAAAGCAACAAAAUCAAUACCAGACUAGUUACAGCCAGACUUUCGCCAGCCAACCUCACCAAGUAGAGCAAUCGGAACUUCAGCAAGAACAGCAGCUUCAGACAGUGGUUGGCACCUACCAUGGUUCCCCGGACCAGUCCCAUCAAGUGGCAGGUAACCACCAACAGCCUCCACAACAGAAUACUGGGUUCCCACGUAACAGUCAGCCUUAUUAUAACAGCCGGGGAGUGUCUCGUGGUGGAUCACGCGGCACUCGAGGCUUAAUGAAUGGAUACAGGGGACCAGCCAAUGGGUUUAGAGGAGGGUAUGAUGGCUACCGCCCUUCCUUUUCCAACACUCCAAAUAGUGGUUACACACAGGCACAAUUUAAUGCUCCUCGGGACUAUUCAAACUACCAGCGGGAUGGAUAUCAACAGAAUUUCAAGCGUGGCUCUGGACAAAGUGGUCCUCGGGGAGCCCCUCGAGGUCGUGGAGGGCCCCCGAGACCCAACAGAGGGAUGCCUCAAAUGAAUGCUCAGCAAGUGAAUUAAACUAAUUCACAGGAUUACAUUUAAACGCCAAAAACACACUGGCCAGUGUACCAUACAUGUUCCAGAAGAGUUAUCUCUUUGUUCUCCUUUAUAGGAAGUUCUUAGUAAAGGGAUUAUUUUCAUUGCCCAUAAAGACAAGACUACAGUUUGUCGGCUUUAUAUACCUGGAUAUGGAAAGAAACAACGUUUACUCUGCAUGUUCUGUCCUAAGCAUCAUCUUCAGCCUUGCACAUGAGAUCCAGAAUUUUUACCCUUGCUCUGAUUAAAAGCAAAAUGGCAGUUUUAGGGUGAUGAAAAUCUCCAUAGUUAACUGAACAGGCAGAAAUAACCCAAUUGACUCCAUUGAUGUUAUAAAGUGCUGAAGCAAAUUUGGAUAAAAAUCUCUAAAUCCAUAAAUGUUUUACUUAAACAAUUGGUUUAUUUAAACUUUUACAUGAAAGGAAGAUGGAAGAAGUGAAGUGUGGUUUGACAGAGCAAUUGCAUUUAACCUUUUUCUGUUAGACUGAAGCACUGAACAUAUACAAAGCAUAAUAAAUGAUGCCUACACCCCAACUAAUAAGCUGAUGGACAGCUUAGGCACACCCUUAGUUACAGCAUUUUCUACUAGGCCUGACAUGCUGUGGCAAAGGGAUGCAUUAAUUAUUUUGUGUAGCUGUUGAUAUAAUUGUGUAAACCCCAAAUUAGGCUUUGAUUGGCACUUUAAAUUUUUCUGUAAGAAAUAGAAGAUGUAAUCUGAAUGGCUACAUCUGUUCCAAUGUGAAGUGUUAAAGAGUUCUCUCCUGAACACAUUUCCUAGAUAGCAAUGACAUUUGUAAGGAUAGGUAUUCUUAUCUUUCCUUAUGACUUGCACAUUGUCUGUCACCGAUACUUGAUCUUGCUGUAUUAUUUUUACCCAAAUAACUGAUGCCGGUACUGAGAGAAAUUAAUGGAUGUUCAUUACACUUUUGGUCACAUGAUUUCUCUUUUGCAGUCUGAAGGUUUUAAGAAAUCUCAUAUCCCUGCUGCUGCCCUUUUAAAUUGCUCUCUUUUGAAAAGCACCAGUAUGUGUUUGGAUUGGUUUCCCCUUUAAGGGAAAUUACAGCCAGCAGUUGCAGAUCUAAGCAAGAUAAAUAAAACAUGUUUAUAUAAAAAAAUGUAUUCUUUUAACGUAUCUUAAGUGACUGAUGCAAAUGUAAGGGGGAAACAGAAACUUCAGACGCACAUUCCCUGAACUUUAAAUGUUAACGUGUGUUCAAAAAUAUUCAAAAAGUUAAUAGAUGUCCCUCAUGUAGACGUUUGUGUGGUGUCUCAACACUUUUUAUCCCCUGAGGAGAUGCAGUCAUCUCUCCCUCUGCCUCCACAGCUAAAGACCGUUAAUGCUGACUGUUCCAGCCAUCUCACUGGAGCUGUACAUAAGCUUCUGAUCCAGUGGUGAGAAUUGUUUGCAUGGCACCUGCUGGAUGGAGCAAUCCAGUCCAUGGAACCUUCUGAACAAGUUUCUGAAUUAUUUGGGAAUAUAUUUACAGAAGCCUGCUUAUAUGCAGUGCCCUUGUAUUGGUGUACUGAGCCCCUUUUCAGACUGUUUCUGCUUUAUGGAUAUGGUUAACUGAACUGGGAAAAGAGAAUUGUGUGAAUUCUUAAAAUCUCCAGUUACCAAGUGAGUUACUUUACAUUUGCACCUGGUUCCAUGUAUCUAGAAAGUAGCAAAUCUUCAACUAUCAUGAUAGUUACAACCCCUAGGGCAACCUCAAGGAAGAAUUUAUGUAAUUACUAACAGAUAUCCUUUUUUAUUACUGAAAAAUGAUCUCCAUCCAUUUUAAAAAAAAACUAAGCAAAUCUUCUAACAGGUUGGAACAGUAUCUGAAGCCAAAGGUAAAUUGGGAACUCAAUAGGCAGGAUUAUGGGGUGUGUUAAAAAAAAUACAAAGAUAACCCAAAUUGUGUCUAGAGAAAUUGUGCACGUAUACAUUAUGCAAAUAGCAUGCUUUUGUGUUUAUUUUAUGCAAUUGUUUCUGCAAGCUAUAGGUUGGAAGAAGCCAUGCAGCACAAUCAAGCGAUACAUUCGAAAUACUUAGAAAUGCUGUUCAGUUCCUUUUUCAGCUUCUGAGAUUUUACCUGACAAUCCUUAUACUUUCUAGGACCUAUAUUUGUAGAUAUAAUGGCCAGAAACUCUUGCUGUCUUUUUUUGGGGGGGGAAACCCUUGAAGAUUCUCAGACUAUUUCAUGGAAUAAUUCAUACAAAAUUGGGAAAAUCAAUUUGAGGACUAGCUGGUGUCUUUCACUUCUAUGGCACAACUUUGCACUGUUGCAUCCCUUCUAUGUCUGAAUGUAAUGAAACCAAAGUAGACAUCUUAAAAUUGAGCUCUACUUUCUUAAAUACUAAAAAUUCAUUGUUCAGUUCAUAUUGACUCAAAAUUAUUAGGCAACAUUGUGUUGGAUCCAGGGCAUCCAUUCUGUUAGCUGCAAUACCAAUCCUCCUGGAGGAAGGGGGAAACGUCAAUUUUCUUGACUUUCCCUUUUCUUAUGCUUUUCAAGUCCUCUGGAGCAGAUUUGUAAGGUGCAUAGGAGUGUGUAGGACAAGGAGUAACCAAAAAUUACCUCCUCUCUCCCCCACCUCUCCCCCAAAAAUUGUCUUUGUAGUAGAGUUCCACUGCAGGUAUCUGGAUUUAAGCAUGAGCUGAAGAUCAAUAUGGUUCUGUUCUGGCUACACUAGUAGUAUGCUUUAUGUUAAUUGGAUCUUAAGUGAUAAUCUAGAAUGGGGAAAUGGUCAUCUGCCUUUACAUCUUGGAGAAAAGUGAAGUACUCUUUCUUUAAUAGGGGCCUAUUUGUGAUAGAAAAGCUACAGUUCCAACAACGUAGGAGCAGUGUAAAAUAAUUGUAUUUAUUUGUCUUGGUCAGACCAUCCUUUUGUACUAUAGCAUCCUGUCUUCAGCAGUGACCAACCAUCAGAAAGAAAUAAGAUAGUAUUUUAUGCCAAUUACGUCUUUUUCAGCAUUCAGAAGUUUAACAGUAUGAUCUCCAAACCCAUAUAAUAACUAAUAUGUUGAUAAAAUAAUAAAUUUGUUUAAUUCCUGUUUGAAUCCAGUAAAGUACUGCCUUUCGCAUCAGUCUCUAGUAAUGAGAUCUACAGAUGUACUGUGAAUUGUUUAAGGAAGGUGUGUCUAUGUUUGUGGUGCCCAUUCUAGAGUUACUGCUUUAUAAUAUAAAUAGAAUAUUCCCAUUCAGUCUUCAUGAUCAGUUUACGGCUCAUCUACACUCUUCUAGGUGUUUUUCAUGAGUAAAGCUAAAAAGCACCUUUGAAUCCCUCUUGUUACGAUUUCUGCAUCUGAAUGGUAAGCACAUAUUGAAGACAAUGUAGGAAUUACAUUUGCAUAUGGGAAUGAUUUAAGGAAAAGUGCUUUGUAAAAAAUUUAGACAUGAACUGAACUGUUUCACCUGCCUUGGUGUGUUUCCGCAAGUUUUUUUGUUUUUUAACUGCAGUACCUUGGAGUCAAUGACUUUAUAAAAAAAACUGACAUUUAGAAUUCAACAUUGUGGAUGUAUUUUUUUACAAAUUCCACGGCAACCUAGCCAAUUACACCAUCUUUCCUAAUCUUCAGUGUAUGUUAAAAUACUACCGGUGUUAAGAAAACCCUUCAAGGCAUCAGACUCUGAUGUUUAACUUUUUGUUAAAUACCCCCCAGUACAUUCAAAUGUAUGUUGGGUCAUUUUUGUUUCUAUCGCCACUUUACCUGCCUGCCUUUUCUGUGAUGCUGGCGUAGCCAUGGUAAUGUUCAUUUUUUUCCACCCAAACAAAGUUUAGUAUUGCAGCCAGCUUAGCCUUUUAACUAAUGUACAGACUUCAUUUUUAAACCUACACACCUGAUUUGGAUAGGAAAGGGUGCCUAUAGUAGUACAUUUAAAUUAUAGUGAGUAACCCCUCUUGUGACUGUUGCUUAUUAAAAUGCAUGUUGUGUUAGAAUUGUUCAAAGCCAAGCUUGUAAUAAUACAUAUCUAUGCAAAUACUGUGAGUUUUAAACAUUAGAAAUGUGAGGUUAGUGAUUAAUUUGGGCGUUCUUGGCAGAAACGGAAAUUAGUGCCUUUGCAGCUAUAUUCUGGACUUUUGACUGCAGAUCAGGUUGGUAAACCAUUGCUUUUUACUUCUCCAGACCAAUGUGGCAUUUAUUUUGUAGUUCUUGUAUGGCAAAAGCUUGAGAACUGGGAUUUUUAUUAAAACAAUGCAAUUUAAAUUA